UCUACAUAAAAUAUAACAGUCAAUUAGCUUUAAUUAAGCUGCAUUAAUUGCAUUUUUUGCUAUGGUCAUGUUUCUCAGAUCACAACAAGGCAUGUUGUUUUGUAAAUAUCUAAAGUGAGAAACGGCCUACAGCGAUAACGAAUACACCAGUGGAGAGCUGAAUGUCUGAGGAUUUCUAGGAUACUAAACAUGUGCAGGUAAUGUGAAGGGACUAAUGUGUAUUUUGAGGAGAAGGAAAGCAAAGAAGCACAAGUUAGUGCGGCGCGCUAGCAGCGCGAGCGGAUUUGGCCGGUGUCGGCGUGGUGCUGACGUUGCGGCUCGCGCUGGGCGCAUAUAGACACCGCGCUGUGCAGGGCCCGUCACUCUGCCUGCCUCCGUCACUGACUGCGUGUGCUGCCCGCUCCUUGUCACGAUAUCUGUCUCGCUCUCUGUCUCCGCAUCACCAUGGCCGACACUGCCGCCGAUACUCCAGCUGCGUCUUCUGCUCCUGCUGCCAGCAAGAAAGCCGCCGCCAAGACCAAGAAACCAGCCAAACCCUCGGAACACCCGAAAUACAACGUCAUGAUUGCAGCAGCCAUCGACACCCUGAAAGAACGGGGUGGCUCGUCACGACAGGCCAUCCUGAAGUACAUCCAGACCAACUACAAAGUGGGCGACGAGGUGGCCAAGAUCAACGCUCGCCUCAAGACCGCCCUGAAAGCUGGCGUCAAGGUCGGGACCCUCAAGCAGUCGAAGGGGACUGGGGCGUCCGGUUCCUUUCGUCUGGGCGAGAAGAAGGUCGUCGUCGCCGCACCCAAGCCCAAGAAGGCCAAGAAGCCCAAGGCUGCUGCGGUCAAGAAGCCUAAGGCUUCUCCCAAGAAGGCCGCUGCCAAAAAGCCCAAGGCUUCUCCCAAGAAGGUUGCUGUUAAGAAACCCAAAGCUGCUGCCGCUGCUGCUACCAAGAAAGCCAAGUCGCCCAAGAAGGCAGCUGCCAAGCCCAAAACUGCCAAGCCUGCUGCAGCCAAGAAGCCCAAGGCCGCCAAACCAGCUGCAAAGAAAGCCGCCAAAAGCCCAGCCAAGAAGGCAGCCAAGCCCAAAGCCACCAAGGCUUAACUUGACAACGGAUUCCUCCCUUUUUUUUUCAAACCCUAACAAUGGUCCUUUUGAGGACCACACAGUUUCCAUGUGAGAGUGCAUCUCUCCUCGCAAAGUUUGCAAUACGUGUAUUUUAGUUUUAUUCCUAGCAAUGAGUGAAGAUAAACUACCUUUCAAAUAAUUUCCACCUCCCAAAGUGAUUGGAAACGUUUUUUUUUUUUUUUUUUUGUGGAAAAAUCUCUCUUGUCUUUGCUGAUUUAUCCCUUUUUCACGUUUCAUUGCUCCCCCAGCGUUAGGUGAAACUUGUUAAAACGUACUUAAAAACUACCUUUUUUAAGGCGAUGCAAGCUGAAAGUCUAUUAUUGUUUUCAUUGCUCAUUUUAGUGUCUACCAUGUCAGUGGCUCACACUUGACAAAAUACCUGCCAUAGUACUACUUUCGUUAGCCUUUUUCUCUCAACUGACCUGGAAACAGGACAUACAUUCGAGUUUACUUGGUGACAGUGAGAGAUAGAUAAUAUAACAUCAUGCAAUCUGAUCCUUCAGUUAUUUUCUACAUAUUUUGUAGAAUGUGUGUCUGUCUGUCGUGUGUAUGCAUGUGUCUUGAUUUCUUUACUGACAGUUAUUCCCAAAUCUUAGCAGCCAAAGAAAAUUGUCUGUAUGCAUAACGUUCUCUUUAUUUGGCAACCAUGUAUUUUCAUUAUACAGUAAUGUAAAAGGUCACCAUGGUAGGCAAUGCGCUUUCCCUUUAUAAAUUCUACUACGGUGCAGAUACUGUCGCCCGAAGCCCGUCGUCUGCUAACGCAAGGGAAGCGAUCUAAGAGUUAAAACCACAUGGUCUCAAGAGCUAUCUCCCUUAAUCGACCUUGCUGCUG
Messenger RNA from Pomacea canaliculata, 1948 nucleotides. Its product is annotated as histone H1-delta-like. The record is from RefSeq and is a predicted model, not a curated record. Lineage: Eukaryota; Metazoa; Mollusca; Gastropoda; Architaenioglossa; Ampullariidae. Gene Ontology annotation, cellular component: nucleosome; nucleus. Gene Ontology annotation, molecular function: nucleosomal DNA binding; structural constituent of chromatin; double-stranded DNA binding. The coding region runs from base 445 to 1092 and encodes 215 amino acids. Gene Ontology annotation, biological process: nucleosome assembly; chromosome condensation; negative regulation of DNA recombination. The transcript has a single exon.